Messenger RNA from Rubroshorea leprosula, 2054 nucleotides. The record is from the annotation of a GenBank genome assembly. Lineage: Eukaryota; Viridiplantae; Streptophyta; Magnoliopsida; Malvales; Dipterocarpaceae.
AAAAAAAAGAAAAAAAAAGAAGAAGGUAGGACAGGUUCUUCCGGUUGCCGGUCAGUCAGAGGGAGGGGAGGAGGGGAGGUGUUUCUCUGAACCAGGGAGAAUCCAAGGACUGACUCUGGACUCGGAAAAACAAGACAAAACUAAACAAAGACUUACAAAUAACAUAACGUCUACCGUUUUUUAAUGCAUCUCCAAGCAGGUUUGGUAAAUGAGCUGUUCCACAAUCGAUCUCGUGUCUGGCUUACCAAUCAAGCUUUCCCAUGAACUAGAUUAUCAUAUUGAGAAGGAAAGUUGGUUUUAUAGAAUUUGAAUUUGCAAGUGGUGUUGUUUGGUGUUUUUUGUGUAAUUAUAGUUUUGACUUACUGGCAUGGACAUUGCCUUAGGUGAUGACAUUAGCCAUCCUUCAACCCAAUUCUAUAACUCUUACAAAGUUGCAAGCCUUACCGAGACAAUUUUGGAUGCAACCCAAAUAUCCAAUCUGAAAGAUAGGUAUGUUCUAGGGGAACAGUUAGGAUUGGGGCAAUUUGGUGUGAUUAGGGCAUGCUCGGAUAAGUUAACUGGUGAGGUUUUGGCUUGUAAAUCCAUUGCUAAAGAUAGGUUGGUCACACGAGAUGAUGCAUGCAGCAUCAAGCUUGAGAUUGAAAUAAUGAGUAGGUUAUCAGGGCACCCAAAUGUUGUGGAUCUCAAGGCAGUUUAUGAGGAUGAGGACUUUGUGCAUUUGGUAAUGGAAUUGUGUGCAGGUGGGGAGCUUUUCCACCAACUUGAGAAAUAUGGGAGGUUUACUGAGUAUGAGGCCCAGGAUAUUUUUAAGCAUCUAAUGCAAGUGGUGAAAUAUUGUCAUGAUAAUGGCAUUGUUCAUAGAGAUCUGAAACCGGAAAAUAUUCUCUUAGCAAAAAAAUCGUCUUCUUCUCCAAUUAAACUUGCAGAUUUUGGGCUGGCAACCUAUAUAAAACAGGGGCAAAAUUUGCACGGAACUGUUGGUAGCCCAUUUUAUAUAGCCCCUGAGGUGCUGGCAGGAGGUUACAAUCAAGCUGCUGAUGUAUGGAGUGCAGGUGUUAUUUUGUACAUACUUCUGAGCGGGAUGCCUCCUUUCUGGGGGAAGACCAAAUCAAAAAUAUUUGAUGCUGUCAGGGCUGCAGAUCUACAUUUCACUCCUGAUCCUUGGGAUCGAAUCUCUGUACCUGCCAGGGACUUGAUCACUAGAAUGCUUUGUGUAGAUCCUUCUAGGAGAUUGACUGCUGCAGAGGUUCUAGCUCACUCUUGGAUGGUGGAUGGUGUACAAGCAGCUGUGGAACUGUCUAAACAUGACAACUGGAACUGCAGACAGCUGGAGGUAGGAGAAUGUUCUGUCUCAAUCCCAUUCAUUUCAAGGAAACAGGAUUACAGCUUUAGUGAUGGGUCACCUGUGGCCUUUGAUAGCAGAUUAGAACACUGCACUGCAAUCACUUGCAAAUCAUCAUUUUCUUCUUUCUUAGUUGGCAACUCUAGCCCUUAUUCUGCAUCUGAAGGUUUCUCAUUCAGCAACUGCUGUCAAUCAAGUUCUCUGGAAUUUUUGUCUCCUAUUCCAUCAAUGCCAAGCUUUACAUUCUUCAGCCCAAGUUCCAUUACUGAACAGCAAAAUGUCUCAUUGGAAAUUAUUCAAGCUGACUCGUCAAAAGUUGGUGAAGAAUCUAAAGUGUUGAACUUGGGGAAAUUGUUUGUAGUACCGGAUUCUACACUUGGUAUUAAACAAGAGGCUAGAGAAUUGGAACAAAAAUCAGAAAUUCGAAGGGGAGUGGCCAAUGUGUCCCGGCUAUCAGGCAUCCAUAGUAAAAGGAAUCACACUAUUGGUCUUGGGGAGCUUGACCAGAUCAAUCUCAUAGUGACUGAGUCAGUAAUUCGCUGGGCGUCAUGCACUCAAAUCCCAACUGCACCUUCUCUCAGAUUAUCUCUGGUGUGCUAGACGUGCCAGGGUGACAGCAUAAGAUACAAUUUUGCUGGAGAAAAGAUAAAGCUUUUGUUUUUAUACUUGAUACCAAGAGAGAUAGAGAAAAUGUGUCUGGAUGAGAACUUCA